Strongylus vulgaris is the source of this 792-nucleotide messenger RNA. Lineage: Eukaryota; Metazoa; Nematoda; Chromadorea; Rhabditida; Strongylidae. The record is from the annotation of a GenBank genome assembly.
AUGCAGUUGAAAACAGCUGAAGCAGAUGCAAGAAUUCAGCUUUCUGUAAGUCAGAACAAUGAGAAACAUGCGAGGCAGGAAGCCAUGCAGCUGCGCUCGAGACUGGAGCAGAUGGAAGCGAGGUACACCACAAUGGAAAAACUUAGAGAUGUCGAUAGGAACUCGUUGUCACAGUUGGAAAAGAAAUACGCUGAGCUCAUGAACAGAAAGAAUGACGUAGAACGUGAAUUGAUGGACGAGCGCAAAGCGCGAAAAGAGGACGGUGGAAGACGAAUGGACUCUGCGGAGCAGCAUCGUGAAAAAGAAAGACAGUUAGAACAAGAAGUCGACAGAUUGCGUGCUGAAGCUUCGGCUAGGGAGGAAAGGGUGGCUGAUAUAGAGAGAGAGCUACACGCACUUCGCAAGUACAAGGAAACCAAUGACAUUGAGGCACUUAACAUGGACUUACGUAUAAUGAGAGAAAAGAUGGUUCACUUGGAAGAGUCGCUUGCUGCUGAGAACAAACUGAAGCAGGAGCUGUUUCGUGCACUUGGCGAUGCGAAAGCGAACAACGCUCACUUACAAAGUCAGCUGCGAGCCUACGAAAUCACAUCUGGAAUGCCCUUGUCGGUAUCUGUCGCACGUCCACCUUCAACAUCGCUUGCUCAGCAGGAAAAGGUUUCACCACAGCAACAACAGCCGCCUCAGCACAACCCCUACCAGAUGCCUAUGAGCCAGUCGCAGAAGAUAGACUCAGCCAUGGCGACAAGCAACGCUUCAUCACACAUGGGUGUUGCAUAUGGGAAUCUGUAA